Messenger RNA from Phytophthora nicotianae INRA-310, 888 nucleotides. RefSeq lists its product as hypothetical. The transcript is spliced from 2 exons. Bases 1 to 888 code for a protein of 295 amino acids. NCBI's taxonomy places the organism in Eukaryota, Oomycota, Peronosporomycetes, Peronosporales, Peronosporaceae. The record is from RefSeq and is a predicted model, not a curated record.
AUGAACGCGUCCUCCAACUCGACUGCAUCCGUGGACGUCGACGUUGGCGAGGAUUCCGCAGUCGUGAUCAAGAGUAUCAGCUCCAACAGCGCCGAUUCCUGCACUUGGUAUGCUGAUGCGAGCUGCAAGCGACCGCGAACAUGCUACGACUGUCUGAACGUUAAAGUCGCGAGUGGUGAAUGUGCUAUUAUGCCUAACGGAAUGUGCGUGAGCUUGGCUGAGUACUCGCACUUCUUCAGCAAGCAACAGGAGCUAGGCAUCUUCUACAAGUACUACCCAUCCAGCAAGUAUACAUACUGCAGCGCAGAUGACUCGGCGUGUUCGGCAUGUACAGGCAAUUGGGUGUCUGACUACAGCAGCACAGGCGCCAUUGAGACGCCAGCGUAUUGUACAGGACUCGACGGAUGUCAGUGUCUCGCACGUUGUGAGCUACCCGACUGGUCCACGUCGAUCUUGACGGAUCAAUGCAGUUCAAGCAGUAGCGCAAGCGUGAACAGUCAGACGUCGCCUUUGACACGAAUCGGCUUUGCGCUUGCAGUAGGCAUCGUCUUUGGCGUGUUACUUGGGCUCUGGGGCAUCAGGUUAUUGUUAAAACGUCGUGAAAUUGGUCGUGGGCGAGGAUCUUCCAUUCCUACUGUUCGAGAAACGUGGACUGUGCCUCGACGGCCUAGAACUGGACCUCAGCUAGCGUUGACUGGGUGGAUGGAGCUUCGCGAGAAGUUGAUCGCGAUUGAGAAGGAAGUGUAUGGAGGAGCGGAAGUGGGGCAAAGUCGCAGCGAAAACUCGACUGCUGUGGAUGUUCCGGAUGCGGCGAUGGAGGAAGGAAGCGCAUAUUAUCCUGUCUCACCAACUCAGAGACGGCCUCGCGACGCGGGUCGAUCGCACUAA